GACGGGCUUAUUGAGUGUCGAGUUUUCACCCGCGUCGCGCGCAUUUAUCAACCGACUCUCGCAGUUUGGUUUCUUGCUGUUCUGAGUUACUUAGUGAAAUAUUUUUCUGUACCAGAAAAGUGGUCUUUGUUUUGUGGUUCAUUAACUGUUCGUAUUGUUUCUUCCAUCUGAGGAGAAGGUGCUGUGCAAUUAUUUUUCUCUUAACUCUGGUUGAAACUGUCUAUAAGUUUCAAAAUUGGAUACCAAAAAGGAUAGAAUUCGGGCCGAUGUUCUCGCGCAUUCGUACCUGCGAAUGAAAUACCGAAGCAGCCUUGGCCUGAUUGAGCAGAUUCAGUUCCGAACGCUGGUUCAAAUCAAAGAAAGUCCCCAUCGGAAGCGCGGUUUCAGUGGAGAUAAAGCGGCUCCCAACUGGGGCGAUCCGGGCUGCCGGCAGCGUUGCUGAGUGUGAAAAGUGUGUGAUAUUGAUUAACGAAACGUCGAUAUUUUAUAUAUGCUUUUUAUAUUGCUGACCCCUGCGGGCAGCCGGAAAUGUAAAUUGAUUCCCCCAAGAGACAAUUGAACGCGAGACAGCAGUGAUAAGUGAAACGGUAUAAACUGGAACUGAGAGGAAAAAAAAGUAAGAAGUGAUAGUAAUUGAGUUGCGUCAAUAACAAACCUAACGAAGCUGUACACCGAUUGAUACCAAAUAUACAUAUAGAUCAGUUUAAUAGAAAAGGUUAGGUAACUUCAAUUUAAGAUAAAAAUGUGGCCAAUUGUCUUACUUAUGGGAGCGGUUUCGGUUGGAGCUGCUCAGGAGCAGCACGGUUUCGAAGUAUGGCCGGAGUGUGGCAGUGAGGAGAAUCUGCAUCAAGGAGCAUUUACACCGUACGAUUAUUCGGCUGUCGGAUUUAUGCUGAUCGUUUCGCUUGGAAUUGGAGUUUUUUACGGAUAUUUCGUAAAGCCAAAGAAAACGGAAGAGGGCGAUCCCAGCUCGAAUGAGUUUUUGCUCGGCUCCGGGAUGACAGUGUUCCCAGUUACGCUGAGUUUGACAACGAGUUUCAUCACCGCAAUCGAGCUGCUGGGAAACCCGUCGGAGAUGUUUUACAACGGUACACAAUUUGCUCUCAUUGUAAUUUCUGCCCUGCUGGUGACACCGGUUGCUGUCAAGUUGUUUUACCCCAUCUAUUAUAAAAUGAAUUUGACCAGCUGCUACGAGUAUCUGGGAACACGGUUCAACAAUAAGCUGAGAGUUUUCGGAGCAGUUUUGUACAUUUUGCAGAUGUCAUUCUACACGUCCGUGGCCGUCCUGGCGCCCGCCAUCGCCCUGUCUAAGGCAACAGGUCUAGAUACGCACGUAGCCGUCGUACUGAUCUACUUCGUUUGCGUGUUCUACUCGUCACAGGGUGGCAUGAAAGCCGUCGUUAUCGCCGAUACAUUCCAGGCUUGCAUCCUGGCACUUUCGCUCAUCCUGGUGGUGGCAUUCGGUUCAUACUAUACGGGCGGACCGCUGGAGAUUUUUGCUCGGGCCCAGGAAAACGGUCGCAUCGAAUUGCUCAACCUGAGCACCAAUCCGACCACCCGCCAUAGUGUGUACUCCGUGAUAAUCGGAGGCUUCUUCUAUUGGACGUCGCUGUUCUGCACGAACCAGGCCGCGGUUCAGAAAUGCAUGUCAUUAAAGUCGCUCAAAAAGGCAAAAACGGCGAUUUAUCUCUCGAUCCUCGGAUUGGUGCUGGUUUUCCUGUUCAACUUCUACACCGGGUUGUUGACUUUUGCCCACUACGCCGGUUGCGAUCCUCUGAGAUCGGGUCAAAUCACCGAAAAGGACCAGCUGGUGCCGUUCUACGUAAUGGAUGUGUUCGGUCACGUCAAGUUCAUGACGGGCAUUUUUGUCGCCGGUAUCUUCGCCGCCAGCCUGGGAACCGUUGCAGCGGCCCUAAACUCGCUGUCGGCUGUCACGUGUGAGGAUCUGCUGGUUUCCGGAUUCGGGCUGAAAAUUCCAGCGGAAAAGAGCCAAACCUACGCCAAGUGGAUGUCUCUGGGGUACGGUAUUUUCUCCUUCGGGCUGGUAUUCGUGGUCGAGCGUCUAGGCGGCAUCCUGCAGGCGACACUCACCCUCAACGGACUGAUCGGUGGCGUGACACUGGGACUGUUCUCUCUGGGACUAUUCUUCCGCAAUGCCAACAGUAAGGGUGCCCUGUACGGAGGCUUGCUGUCGUUGGCAUUUGUCAUCUACAUUGGAGUUAUGGCACAAAUCACCGGAGAACCGGUGACCCCACUGCCGACGUCGAUUGACACCUGCAAUUGCACCCAGUCACCGUCGUCGUUGUCGUCCGCUUGGGAGCCGCUGUCCGGGUUCGCUUCCGACAAUGACCAACCGGUUAGUUUGGCGCUGGUUUCGUUCGAGCAGACCGGUGUUCUGUCAACUGCUGCCUCAACGAGCCGUGAUCGAGUGUUUCCCGCUGCCGAUUCCAUGGAAAUUAUGUCCCGCACCUCGGACGUCUCCCCGCUGGCUUCCAUCUACCAGAUCAGCUACAUGUGGUACUCCUUCCUGGGAACGUUUCUGACGAUCUUCUUCGGUUUCAUCAUCUCCCUGAUGACGGGGGGUCUCUGCAUGGGGAAACAGAUGAGCAUCGAUCUGCUGCCGACUCUGGGGGACGUCGUCCCCAAGCAGGAGGAAAAAUGCACCAAAGCCCUGCGGUACAGCAAGUCGGGAGAUGAUUUUGGCUACGACACCGGCAAGGGGAGAAAAUCAAUUACGAGAGAUGACUCUAUCCGGAUCCAGAUUGGUGCACCGUUGUCGAUGAUGAUGAAAACCUGUGUUUCGUACGAGAAGGACGACGGUGGGAAGAAGCAACAUAACGGGGAAAUGGUACAGAUAGUAUCCAAGGCGAAUGGCCACACCGGCGAUGAAGGUAGCAUAUUUGCAAUCGAAGGAUAUCGUAAUCAAGCUGGUGGGAAUUCUACCCCCGGCUGGUUGCGACCCACUCAGCUUACAGCGGAAGCACUGAUGAAGCAGGUGGAACGUGAGAGGUUUUAAUUAUGGAUUUUACUACUUCGUCGUGCUCGGCUUGGAAUGCCAGCGAAUUGUACUACAAAAAAGAUUACGAACAAUUAGUUUAAGUGUGGGGGCUAGAGACACUUGCAAGUAUAAAACCGAAUCGUGCAAACGGUUCACGUGAAUUGGCGUACAAAUUACUCAAAUUUACCCUCGCUAUUAUACUCUUUAAGAAAAAUACCACACAUUCUAUCGUCGCCAUUCAGCAAUCAAUUGGAAGAUGUGUCGUACCAUAAGUUGCUCGUUUUUAGACCGGACAUGACAUAUGUAGUGGACAUUCUACUUCAUUUACGUGCUUCCUUACUCAAGUUAGAUGCAGGACUUUGUGCUGCUAGCAAAUCCGAGUCGAGAAAUGUAUUUUGAUUUCAAAAUGAAUUUAUUUGCGGAAGCAAUAUACAGUACAAAAAUUAAUAUCAUCACUCUUCUGUCGGUUUGUCGGUCGGGAAGAAGCUCUGCAGGCUGCACCGAACAAUAAUUACAGAGUUGAGUAGUUUUCUGUUAGUCUGGCAGCAAAGUUACAGGUACGGAAUGGCACGUAUUCAAAUGGCCGGAUAUUUACAGGAGGGAAGUGAUUUCAUAUCAGUACUAUAACCUAGCGUAGUUAUUGAUUGCUUGUAUAUUUAUUGGCAUUAGGUUAUAAGCAUGUUACUUUUUGAUAUCUCUAUUUAGAAUUGGAAAUAGAUUCCGAUUGAAGAGCAAAAGCAA
Wyeomyia smithii (pitcher-plant mosquito) is the source of this 3739-nucleotide messenger RNA. RefSeq names its product sodium-coupled monocarboxylate transporter 1. The record is from RefSeq and is a predicted model, not a curated record. Gene Ontology annotation, cellular component: membrane. Gene Ontology annotation, biological process: transmembrane transport; sodium ion transport. The coding region runs from base 743 to 3016 and encodes 757 amino acids. The transcript has 12 exons. Gene Ontology annotation, molecular function: symporter activity. Lineage: Eukaryota; Metazoa; Arthropoda; Insecta; Diptera; Culicidae.